This is a messenger RNA of Electrophorus electricus (electric eel), 4035 nucleotides long. It is a transcript of the gene elapor2b, whose product is annotated as endosome-lysosome associated apoptosis and autophagy regulator family member 2b. The record is from RefSeq and is a predicted model, not a curated record. Lineage: Eukaryota; Metazoa; Chordata; Actinopteri; Gymnotiformes; Gymnotidae. Gene Ontology annotation, biological process: positive regulation of BMP signaling pathway. Gene Ontology annotation, cellular component: membrane.
GACAAGAGCGCGCUGUCGUAGCGAGCUGCGCGACUCCCACGUAGCUGAUGGGGCGUUAGGUCUGGUCCCGAGCAGCCCCCCGUUUUUCUUCUAUUUCUCAGAAAAUGGAGAAGAGAACGCGAUGGCUCGUGCGUCUCCUCGUGCGCGCUGCGACGCUUCUCCUCUGCGCUCUCCCGUGGCUGCACGCGUCAGGCAACCUGCCCCUGUGUCAAGAGACAGACUACUACUUUGAGUACACAGAGUGUGACAGCACCAGCUCACGUUGGAGGGUGGCCAUACCUCACAGACAGGCCAGCUGCAGGGGACUGCCUGAGCCAGUCAGAGGAACUGACUGCACAUUCUCCUGUGAAACAGGAGAGUUUUUGGAGAUGUCCUCUCAGCAGUGCACGGCUUGUGCCGCUGGAUCCUACUCUCUUGGCAGCGGCGUCCGCUUUGACCAAUGGGACUCCAUCCCCACUGGGUUCAGCAGUCUGGCCACAUACAUGGAGCCCGAGGGAGCCGGAGAUGAGAGUCUCUCCUGCAAUAAUUCGUCUUGGACACCGCAGGGCACUCACUUGGAGUCUAAUCGGGAUGAGUGCACGGUUUCACUUGUCUAUGCAGUCCACUUGAUGAAACAGGGCUCUGUCUCCUUCGACUACCAAUAUGUCGACAACAACGUCUUCUUUGAGUUCUUUAUUCAGAAUGACCAGUGCCAGGAAAUGGACCAGACGGCAGACCAGAAGUGGAUCAAGCUCACAUCUAAUGGUGAAUGGGGAACGCAUACGGUGAAUCUGAAGUCGGGCACUAAUAUCCUGUACUGGAGGACCACAGGUAUACUACUGGGAGGCAAACCAGUGAAGCCUGUGCUGCUGAAAAACAUUCAGAUCGAAGGUGUGGCAUACACGUCUGAGUGUUUCCCUUGCAGACCUGGAACCUUCAGUAAAACUCCAGGCUCCUCCUCCUGUGAUCUCUGCCCAAGGAACACCUACUCGGGCAAAGGAGCUAGCUCAUGCACCCCCUGCCCAGAGACAAAGUACUCCGAGGAAGGCUGGUCAGAGUGUAAGGACAGGCCUCUGUGCUCAGACAAAGAUUACUUUCAGAUUCACACGGCCUGUGACAGCAGUGGCAAAACUCAGGUGUUGUAUCGGUGGGUGGAACCAAAGGUGUGUGUGGAAGACGGCGUCACCGGAGCGGUAACACUGCCCCCGUCAGGAGAGAAGGAGGACUGCCCCCCCUGUAACCCAGGCUUCUACACACACAGCUCGUCCACCUGUUUGCCCUGCCCACCUGGGACGUACUCCAACGGCACCACAGAGUGUCAGGUGUGUCCUGGAGGAACAGAGCCAUCGCUGGCUUACGAGUACAAGUGGUGGAAUGUUUUACCCCGCAACAUCAAGACAUCCUGCUUCAACGUGGCCAACUCCAAGUGUGAUGACAUGAAUGGUUGGGACGUAGCCGGGGACCACAUCCGCAGUGGAGUCGGAGGCUCUGACAAUGACUAUCUCAUCCUGACUCUAAGAGUGUCCGGGUUUAAGCUUCCCACCUCCCUGGCGGGGGUGACAGCCGGAGAGUUUGGACGGAUCACGUUCAUCUUCGAGACCAUCUGCAGUGCAGACUGCGAACUCUACUUUAUGAUGGACGUGAACAGGAAGAGCACAAAUGUGGUGGAGUCAUGGGAGGGCACCAAAAGCAGACGAGCGUACACACACAUCAUGACGAAGAACGCGUCCGUGUCUUAUACCUGGGCUUUCCAACGCACCAGCAAGCCUUCGGAUGUUCGUCGCUAUGUUAAUGACAUCGUAAAGAUCUACUCCAUCACGGUCACCAACGCCAUAGAUGGUACAGCUUCAUCCUGCCACGCCUGCGCCCUGGUGAGUCAGGAGGGCGGGUCAUCCUGCGUGCCAUGUCCCCCCGGCCACUUCAUAGACAAGGACACCAAGCAGUGCCAGGAGUGCCCACCUGACACUUUCCUGUCCGGUCACCACAUCUACAGCCAGGAGGCCUGCCAACCGUGUGGGCCCGGCAGCAGGAGCAAUAAGGAACACACUGCCUGUUUCAGCGAUUGUUCCUUCUCCCAUACGGACCAGAACCGAACUCUGACCUAUGAUCUCAGUGCCUUGAGUGCAGUGGGAUCCAUCAUGAAUGGACCAAGUUUCACCUCGAAGGGAACCAAAUAUUACCACCAGUUCAACAUCAGUCUGUGUGGAGCUGAGGGGAGGAAGGUGGCCGUGUGCACGGACAACGUCACAGAUUUGUCCACCAAGGACCUGAGGAGCGAGUCGGCUAGCCUCAGCAAUUACGUGGAGUCUUUCGUCUGCCAAUCAACCAUCAUCCCAGCUGAUGGGCGGGGCUUCAGGAUGGCCCUUUCGUCCCAGUCCAUUAGCCUGGCUGAUACCUUCCUUGGAGCCACGGUGGACACUGCUCUGAAUGGAGUGAACGUUAGAGCCGACCUCUUCCCUGAAACCUCCGAGAGUGUUCCAGACAUCCACUUCUUUUAUCGCUCUCCACAGGUGACGUCUUGCUGUGAACGGGGGCGUACUGCGGUCAUCACACUGCGCUGCAGUCUUGAGAAAGGAGAGCGUGGAGACCUCACCGUAUCAAGUAAGUGUCCGGCAGGCACGUGUGAUGGCUGUGCGUUUUACUUCUUGUGGGAGAGUUCCAGCGCGUGUCCCAUUUGCACAGACGCAGACUACCACGCCAUCGAGGGUGCAUGCAAGGGAGGCACGCAGGACACCCUGUAUGUGUGGAACGAGCCAAAGCUUUGCACUGAAGGGGUGUCGCUCCCUGAGAAGAGCUCCGCCCCCUGUGAAGCAGUUCCCCUAUGGCUGAAGGUUGGAAUAGGGGGCGGAGCAUUCAUGGCUGUCCUUCUCAUUUCUCUCACAUGUUACUUCUGGAAGAAAAACAAGAGGCUGGAGUACAAGUACUCCCGCCUCGUGAUGUCGGCCAAUAAGGAAUGCGAAUUGCCAGCAGCAGACAGUUGCGCGCUGGCGGAAGGAGAAGGAGAAGAGAACGAAGAUGAUGUCGUGUAUUCCAGCACUCCGUCACUACUGGGCAAACUGAAGGCCAUUGCCAGCAAGAAGCAGGUGGAAGGAGAGAACAGCGAGUCGGUCCAACUCAAGUCCUCUCAGGCAGAGAGAUGGGUGUGGGGAUAGCGGCCCGGCGUCCCUGCUGGAGACACCUGGCGCGGACAAAGGGGCAGGAACUCUCAGCUGCUUGCCUGAGCGUCGGACAUUUCCCAUGUCCGAACCAAUCCGAACACAUCUGGACAGUCCUCCACAACCUCAAGUUGACCUGUCCCUUUAGGUUUCACAUACGUGUACACUUCAAACGCAGGAAGAAGUCUUUGCCACGAACUCUGCUCCCAAUAUCAUGCUUCAGUUACUCUUUUUAUUUGCAUACACAAACAUGACAAAAUGUUACGCAUAUAGAUAUGAUUAAGCUCAUAUUAGCCAUCAAUCCCACAAACAAAAUUGCAAAGAGCUGAGUCUCAGAGAAACAUUAUCUGCCUCAAAGUUCAAACCAUUCAUUAGUAGUCUAAUGACUGUAAGGUUAUAAACAUUUGUGUGAUGAGCACUGUUUUCGCUUUUGCAUGGUGCGGUCAGACAAACCUGUGCAACAAUGUUCUUCCAACCCCACCACCACCACCACCACCCAGGUGACAAAUUCACAAAUGUCCCAAUUAAGGUUCAGUGCACUCUGCUCAGGAGUUGAAAGUAGAGCAGUUUGUCCACAGAGAACUGGGCUUCACUCAUUCAACACAACAGUUUUGUUCUUUUGUUGUCUUAGUCAGACAUGACCACAUCCAGCAUUUAGCCAAUAGAGGGAGGCAGAGUGAGCCCCACACACACACACACACACGGGAGCACAGUUGUCUCCCUCCCCUGUUACCAUAGAUGCUGUGGAGGAUAAGAACCAGUGCUGUUUUCUACUUUCUGUUUUGUAAUGUUGUGUAUUUUGGCCUGUAAAGAGCCCUUGUUGAAAUACGUCUAAUUGCUUUUUCUCUCUCUCUUCCCUAAUGCCAUUCAGCUAACGCUUUAAUAAACUUUGAGUGCUUUA